UCCCGCUGCCUUCUUGUGUUUGACUCUAUUAAACAGUAACACGCUGUUACCCAGCUGUGUUUCAUCUGGCCCUUUUGGACUUGUGGAUCGACCGGUGUGAGGCACACGAGGUCUCAGCACACGAGGUCUCAGCACCCCUGAAGGGACUCUGAUAGUUCGCACUGAUCCAUGGUUUGCUGAACAGAACAAGAUUUGACUUGAUCUCUUAAACUUUGCGACAGUAAUGAUGACCUUUGACGACCUCUUGGAAGAGGCCGGGUCAUUUGGCCGCUGUCAGAGGCGAAUCUUUGCCAUGCUCUGCUUCUUGUCGUUGCCCUUUGCAGGGGUAUACGUCGGCAUCGUAUUCCAGGGUUUCACCCCUGAUCAUUGGUGUCGGGACCCAGCAGUGGUGGAGAGGAGGCAUGCAUGCGGCUGGAACCUGACAGACAGUCGCAGGCUGACGGUGCCUCUCGUCAACAACUCUGGACUGGUGCAGCACAGCACCUGCGAGCAGUAUGAGGUGGACUGGAAUGCCACAGAGCUGACCUGUGACACACAGGAACUGAACCUGAGUGGAGUCCCACUUACACCAUGCAAGGAAAGCUGGGAGUAUCAGUAUGAAGGCAGGAAAUCCUUCGUCACAGAGUUCAAUUUGGUGUGUUCAGAUGGAUGGUUGGUGGACAUGUUCCAGUCCACUCUCAAUGUGGGCUUCCUGGUCGGCAGUUUCGCUUUUGGCUACUUUGCUGACAGGUUUGGCAGGCAGAUCAGUUUCUUGGUGUCCAACAUUUUGAACGUAGUAGCAGGGAUCGCAGUGGCUGCAGCACCAAACUACAUCUCCAUCCUUGUGUUCAGGACCAUCCUUGGCUUCAGUGUCAAAGGAGGCUGGAUGACCUCAUAUGUGCUGCUCACAGAGAUUGUUGGUGUGAAGUACAGGAGAACAGUGGGUAUCUUGUACCAGAUGUUCUUCAGUGUGGGUCUCCUUAUCCUUCCUUUGCUUGCCUACUUUAUCACGGACUGGCGCUGGCUCCAGGUCACCUUCAGUGUACCCUACAUCCUCUUCGUGUGCUAUUACUGGUUUAUCCCAGAGUCUCCGAGGUGGCUCAUCUCUCAGAACCGUUCCUCCAAAGCUUUGAAGAUCACUGAAGCCAUGGCCAAAGAGAACCACAGGACACUCUCCAAGAAUACUGAGUCACUGACUGAUGGUGAAGGUGAGUCUACCUCUGCCUCUUUGCUGGACCUAAUCAGAACUCCAAAAAUGAGAAAACACACCUUCAUCCUCAUGUUCAACUGGUUCACCAGUGCUGUGGUUUAUCAAGGCCUCGUCAUGCGCUUGGGGAUAGCAGGAGGAAACGUCUACAUUGACUUUCUCAUUUCUGGCCUGGUGGAAUUUCCUGCCGCCUUCCUCAUCCUCUUCACCAUUGAACGGAUUGGCCGGCGUCUCCCAUUCGCCACUGCCAAUAUCGUAGCUGGAGCUUCUUGCUUAAUAGCUGCUUUCAUUCCUGACAGCUUGUUCUGGUUAAAGACAGCGGUUGCCUGUGUUGGUCGGUUGGGGAUCACCAUGGCCUUUGAGAUGGUGGUGUUUGUUAACACAGAGCUCUACCCCACAUUUGUCAGGAACCUGGCAGUGUCUGUUUGUUCUACUCUGUGUGAUGUUGGAGGCAUUGUGUCCUCAUUCCUGCUGUACAGACUGGCUGCUAUCUGGCUGGAACUGCCACUCAUCAUCUUUGGAGCUGUGGCAAUCAUAGCUGGAGGUUUGGUGCUAUUACUUCCUGAAACCAAAGGAGUACCUCUCCCUGAAACCAUUGAUGAUAUUGAGUUCCCUAAUUGGAAAAAGCAGAGCCAAGAAGAGAAUCAUCAAAUGAAGAAUCUUCUGAAGUCUGAAGAUCAGACGAACAACAGGGAAAAGACUACUGAAUGAUUACAUUUUAUUUCACCCAAACACAAGGAAGUAGGUUUUUAAUAUUUGUAUGAUUUCCUUGUUUCAUUUAAGUAUUGUUUUUCCAAAAUUCAUUCCUUGUUCAUUCAUUUUUUUUAAACCAGUAACAUGCACUGCUUAUAGUGUAUCCACAUCAGACAGCAGUGCUUGUAAUGUCAGAGCAAAACAGUGUAUAUAUGUUAAGACAUCCUCAAUAACCACAUUGCA
Molecule: messenger RNA, 2122 nt
Organism: Oreochromis niloticus (Nile tilapia)
Lineage: Eukaryota; Metazoa; Chordata; Actinopteri; Cichliformes; Cichlidae
Product: solute carrier family 22 member 2
Exons: 12
Coding region: 224-1897 (557 amino acids)
Biological process (GO): transmembrane transport
Cellular component (GO): membrane
Molecular function (GO): transmembrane transporter activity
Source: RefSeq, a predicted model, not a curated record